Molecule: messenger RNA, 2361 nt
Organism: Anastrepha obliqua
Lineage: Eukaryota; Metazoa; Arthropoda; Insecta; Diptera; Tephritidae
Exons: 3
Coding region: 1-2361 (786 amino acids)
Molecular function (GO): zinc ion binding; nucleic acid binding
Source: RefSeq, a predicted model, not a curated record
AUGAACUCCAGUGAAGCCCAAUCAAUCGUCGUGAACGCCAAUAGUUCACGUCUACCAUUGCUAACGCUGCCUAAAUUUUGUGGGGCCUACACUGAGUGGACAAAUUUCUAUUCGAUGUUCACGUCAAUUAUCGACAAGGACAGCGACCUCACAAACAUCGACAAACUACAACUUUUGCAUUCCUGUUUGAGUGACGCUGCCCUCGACACCGUGCGCUCACUGGAAAUAAGCAAUAAUAAUUAUAAAACUGCUUUAGAACUUUUACAGAAGCGUUUCGAUAACAAAUGUCUUAUAUUUCAGGCACACGUCAGGGAGAUAUUUGGGCUGAGCAAGGUGGAUUCAAACGUAAGCAUGCUCCGAAAGCUGACAGACAAGGUCACUUCACACAUUCGUGCAUUACAGUCGCUCGCAUCUAACGGGAAAAUUGCAGACUGCAUCAUCGUACAAAUGAUUCUCCAGGAACUUGACAAAACGACGCAGGCCAAAUGGGAGGAAGCCUCUUCGAUCAGAGAGCUGCCAUCCUGGGAUCAAUUGACUGUAUUCUUGGAAAGACGCUGGCGAAUGCUUGAGAAUAUUGAGCAUGCUGUUCAAGCACAGACUGGUCAGGCGUUAAGGCAUAGCAAAAACGACAGUAUUAGUCAAAGGAAAACGUUUGUCGCCUCCAAAGGCUCAACACGUGUUUGUGUAUUUUGUGGAUCACCCGAGCAUGCAAUUUAUAGUUGUCAACUUUUCGCAAAUUUGGAUCCGAACUCGCGCCUGGGGGAUGUUAAGAAGCUUGCACUUUGUCUUAACUGCCUCAAGGCUGGCCAUCAAAUGCGGGACUGCAAAUCCGGAUCGUGCCGCACCUGCCAGUCGAAACACCACACGCUCCUGCAUUUUAACCGCUCAACUGCUUCGUUAACCGAAAGUCAAGCCGAUGCUUCAUCAUUGUCCACAAUUCGAGCCAGUGCUAUGACUGCAUCGAUAUCUGCUUCGCUUAAUGCCCCCGUGUCUCCUUCUGAUGGUGUGCUCCUAGCUACUGCCGUCAUUCUUGUAAAAAAUCGUGCUGGAAUCUUCGUGUCCUGUCGCGCUCUUUUGGAUUCUGGUUCCCAGUUGCAUUUCGUCACAACUCGCUUCGCAAAUCAACUUCAGCUAUUCAAAACAAAAGCUUCUGCUACAGUCUCUGGAAUUGGAGAUGCCAACUUCCCAACGGAAGGUUACUCACUCGAUCUCUCUGUCUGCUCCGUGAGCACCAACGAGUGGAAUGUUCCGUCGAAUAUACCACUAGCCGAUCCUGGGUUCAACUUACCACAGCGUAUUGAUCUGCUCAUCGGAGCAGGACUGUUCUUCGAUCUACUUUGUGUGGGUCAGAUACACUUAGGAUCUGGUUUACCACUACUUCAGAAAACUCGUCUCGGAUGGGUGCUAUCUGGAGGUGGGCAACAAACUCCAAACCUGUCAUCAUUCAUCGUGAGGCAGAAAUCCUCUAGUGGUCUCAUUCCCAGCACUCGGCUGGACUAUUUAGUACGUCGGUUUUGGGAGAUCGAGCACAUUUUCGAACCGAUCUCUAAGGCCUCCCUAGAAGAUCUUGACUGCGAAGCCCACUUCCAGGGAAAUUAUUUUCGAUUGCCAUCAGGUGAAUACUCUGUUCGUCUGCCCAUAAAACGCAGCAUGGAUGCCCUAGGAGACUCCUAUUUACAAGCUCGUCAACGCUUUCAAGGUCUGGAACAAAAAUUCGCCCGUAACCCUGAUCUAAAGGCAGAAUACAGUAGGUUUAUUAAGGAAUAUCUGGACCUCAACCACAUGUCGCUGGUUUCCAACGAGGUUGUAGAACAAUGCAAGUACUUCCUGCCACAUCAUUGCGUUAUCAAGGAUGACACACUUACUGCAGACAUCUGUAAGAUGUAUAGGUGUGUUCGCGUCACUCCACCGGACAACAUGCUCCAAUGUAUUUUGUGGCGAGAAUCUCCACAAGAAGACUUUCGCAUCUAUAAGCUCGACACGGUGACGUAUGGAACUAAGCCUGCAGCGUUUCUAUCCAUCCGAGCCAUGCACCAACUCGCAGCAGACGAGUCCGCGACUUAUCCCAUUGGAGCAGAAGCGGUACUUCGGGACUUCUAUGUAGAUGACCUGAUAACUGGGGGCGAUUCAAUGGCAGAAGUACUCAACAUUAAACUGCAAACAACUAGCCUUCUUACCCGAGGAAGCUUCAAGUUACGCAAAUGGUGCUCUAAUAGUCCCGAGAUCCUUCGUGAUAUUCCUGACGUAGACAAGGAAAAGUUUCUUAAGUUUGACGAUGGCAGUGACAUCACCAAAGCACUGGGGCUUGUCUGGGACCCGCACAAGGACAAAUUGCUAUUUUCAUUUGUACCACAAAGAUAA